UACUGUAUAAUAAUUUUGAUAAAAUACCAAUUACGUAUUUAUCAAAAUGAUCUAACGAACAGACUAAUUUCAUACAGGAAAUAAUUAAAUGAACCAUACUUCCAUAGUAUUGUAAAUUAUUAAAUAGAAUAAGGAAAUGUCAAUUAAACUAGAGACAAUUUUAUUAGUGUUUCAUUUCCUAUGAAUGAAAAUUAAUAUCACAAUAAUUGAAUCUCAUUAAAAUGUCUACAUAAAUUUAUGGAUCAGAAUAUAUAUAUAUAUAUUACAGUUCGCAGAGAUUUUUCAAUCAGUAGACGACAAAAUGAAGUCUUGUUUUCUCAUUUUAUUCGCUUUUAUUUUGACAUCGUAUUUUCAUUUUGGUAUAGCACUAAGAUGUCAAUCGAUUAAUCAACAAAUUGAUGAUCGGUUUGAGAAAAUUUUAAAAACUUGUCGAAAACGAAAUUUAGAAAAUAAUAAUUAUGAUAAUGAUUCUAACGAUUCUUCAAAUGAAAGUAAUGAAUCUUCGGACAGUUCUUCUGACUCAAAUGAAGAUGACUUUAAUAAAAAGUUUUUUGCCAAAAAUAAUAGCAGAUUUUAUACUAAUGAAUUUUUAAAUGAACAAAAUGAUAGAAACAAUAGAGCUGGCCAAUCUACAAGAAAUGCUAAUUCACAAUCUUAUCAUUUUAAUAAUGGAAAUGAAAGAUCAAGAAAUGUAGAUUACUAUGAUACAAAUGAUUGGGGAAAUGUGAGAAAUUCUGCAAGUAAUCGAAAUUAUCAAGACAAUCGUAAUCAAAAACAAAAUAAUUCUUGUAUCUCUCAAUGUUUUCUCAACGAAUUAAAUGCCGUUGAUCAAAGAGGCUUUCCAGUACAAGAAUCCAUGAUACGAGCAAUGACAGAAAGAAUCUAUGAUUUAGAAUUACGUGACUAUAUAGAAGAAUCAAUUAUACAGUGUUUUCAGUUUCUUCAUUCUGUUAAUAGAAUGGAAAAAUGUGAAUAUUCACAAAAUUUAAUAACAUGUUUAAUAGGAAAGGGCAAAGAACAAUGCGAUGAUUGGAACAUAUAAUUGAUUUCCACUAUUUUUGGAAUUUUCGAAUUUUCACCAUCACUUUUUUUUCAAUAUGCACUACAAUAUUAUUGCAAUAAUUAUGAAAAUUAUUAUCAAGAUAAAUAGAAAUAAAUAAACAUACUUUUAUGAAAUUACUAACUUAGUUAUAGACAAAAAUUAUAAUAAAUAUUUAUAUUAACAAUGAAUAAACUGUAUGUAUUUAUUUGAAAUGUUUACAACAACAUUAUACUAUAUUUUGCGCUUGUAAAAACAUUAUCGUUCAUUAGAAAGAAGCAUUAUUUUAUAUAUAGCUCUUUAUAUAUAUCUAUAUAUUAUUAUCAUCAAUUAAUAUAUUGAAAACUGUAGUACUAUCUAUACAUUUGUAAAAAUCAUAAUAACCAGCAGAGUAUAGUAGUAUACCUUUGAUCAUAAUUAUCC
Messenger RNA from Polistes dominula (European paper wasp), 1462 nucleotides. It is a transcript of the gene Obp59a, whose product is annotated as Odorant-binding protein 59a. Gene Ontology annotation, molecular function: odorant binding. NCBI's taxonomy places the organism in Eukaryota, Metazoa, Arthropoda, Insecta, Hymenoptera, Vespidae. The record is from RefSeq and is a predicted model, not a curated record.